Messenger RNA from Babjeviella inositovora NRRL Y-12698, 1689 nucleotides. RefSeq lists its product as uncharacterized. Lineage: Eukaryota; Fungi; Ascomycota; Pichiomycetes; Serinales. Gene Ontology annotation, cellular component: mitochondrial matrix. Bases 1 to 1689 code for a protein of 562 amino acids. Gene Ontology annotation, molecular function: methylisocitrate lyase activity; isocitrate lyase activity. The transcript has a single exon. The record is from RefSeq and is a predicted model, not a curated record.
AUGCUUCCCAACAGUGUCAGGUUGACGACCGUCCCGCAGAUAACCAGAACAUUGACCCAGUUAUCCACCUACCCGUACCCGUCGCGCACGGAAGAAGCGCAAUACCUCAAAGAUGAGGUCGCCCGCAUCGAGGAGUGGUGGCGCUCGCCACGCUUCAAGGGCAUCAAGCGCCCGUACACGGCGCAGCAGGUUGCGCUCCAUCGCGGUUCGUUGACACAGCUGUACGCGUCGUCCACCCAAGCUGACAAGUUGUUCAACUUGCUUGAGGAAAAUUUCCAGAAACGCACACCCGUGCACACCAUCGGAUCCAUUGACCCUGUCCAAAUGUCGCAAUCCGCUAGAAACCAGGAAGUGGUUUAUGUCUCUGGCUGGGCGUGCUCGUCGGUAUUGACCACCACGAACGAGGUCUCCCCGGACUUUGGCGACUAUCCGUACGACACUGUACCGAACCAGGUCGAGCGCUUGUUCAAGGCGCAGCAGUUGCACGAUAAGAAAUCGUUCCACGAGUUCCACUCAAAGUCUCCAGAGGAGCAGGCGAAGCUGCCAGAUAGAGUCGACUACCUUAAGCCGAUCAUCGCGGACGCAGACACGGGUCACGGCGGCUUGGGUGCAGUCAUGAAGCUCGCUAAGCUCUUUGCGGAGCGGGGGGCUGCUGCAAUCCACUUGGAAGAUCAGUUGCACGGCGGAAAGAAAUGUGGGCACCUUGCGGGGAAGGUCAUCGUACCAACAUCCACCCACAUCUCGCGCUUGGUAGCCACCAGAAUGCAGUGGGAUCUCAUGGGCUGCAACAACUUGGUUAUUGCGCGCACGGAUUCCGAGUCGGGUAACUUGUUGAGCUCAACCGUUGACCCUAGAGACCACGAGUUCAUCUUGGGGGUCAGCAAGCCGAACGUCAAGCCGUUAUCGGAGAUUUUGUUGGAGGCGGAGAUGCGCGGCGCCUCCAGCGGCGAGAUCAAUCAUAUAGAGGCUUCCUGGUUGGAGCAGAACCCAUUGGUCACCUUUAACCAGGCCGUGGAGGCAAAGUUAGCCGAACUCGGCUUGAGCAAGCUCUACCCCCUGUAUUUGGCCGAGGCCCAGGACAAGUCUGUGUACGAAUGCAGAGACAUUCUUACCAAGGUUUCGGGCGGGAAGGUGGCCGUCGACUUCAACUGGGAAGCCCCAAAGACGAAGGAGGGAUACUACAUGGUGCAACCGGGCAUCGACGUCGCGGUGAAGCGUGCUUUAGCGUUUGCGCCGUACGCGGAUUUGGUGUGGUUGGAGACCAAGACCCCUGAUGUGGCCUACGCCGCUGCGUUUGCCAAGCGCAUUCACGACGUAUACCCAGAGAAGAAGCUUGUGUACAAUUUGUCACCAUCCUUCAACUGGUCGGCCCAUGGGUUUACCGAGGAGAAGUUGACCUCGUUUAUUUGGGAUUUGGCCAAGAGCGGGUUUGUACUCCAGUUGGUGUCGCUCGCGGGCUUGCACUCCAAUGCGCUCACCUCCCACCAGUUGUCCACCGCUUUCAAGACCCAAGGCAUGAAGGCCUACGUCGACCUUGUCCAGACUCCAGAGAAGGCCUCUGGUUGCGAUGUCUUAACCCACCAGAAGUGGUCAGGCGCCAACUACAUGGACAGCUUGCAGGCCUGUGUUCAGAGCGGUUCCUCCCAGACCAGCUCCACCGGCAAGGAUUCCACCGAAAACCAGUUCUAG